Messenger RNA from Brachypodium distachyon (stiff brome), 1467 nucleotides. RefSeq names its product auxin response factor 13-like. The record is from RefSeq and is a predicted model, not a curated record. Bases 1 to 1410 code for a protein of 469 amino acids. Lineage: Eukaryota; Viridiplantae; Streptophyta; Magnoliopsida; Poales; Poaceae. Gene Ontology annotation, molecular function: DNA binding. The transcript has 2 exons. Gene Ontology annotation, biological process: response to hormone; regulation of DNA-templated transcription.
AUGGCGCAGCCGCCGCCGCCACGGCCGGAACUGGAACGCGAGGUCUGGCUCGCUUGCGCUGGUCCCUACGCCCGCCUCCCCGACACAGGCUCCCGGGUUUACUACUUCCCCCGCGGUCACGCCGACCAGUGCCUCGGCGCCGGCCACCCUUUCGUCCCUGUUGUGACCAAGGACGCCGCCUUUCCCUGCACCGUCUCUGCAGUCGAGCUCUUCUACCACGCCGACACUGACGACCCCUACGCGAUCAUCACCCUCCUCCCUAACGAUGGGCAAGGGCAAGCGCAAGCGCAACCCUCCGACCACCAGAUCAACCCCACCGACGACAGCAAGUCCGCCGCAUAUUUCGUCAAACAGCUGCCGUACGAUGAAGCUUUCGUUGUCCCAAAGGCCUGCGCCGAGUCUCUCCACCUAAGUUUCAACCACAACAAGGAGAAGCAGACUCUGGACCUGCUCGAUGUGCAUCGAAGGGAGUUGCAGUUCGGCCUCAGCGGCGACGGUCGCCUCACCACCGGCUGGGAUCAGUACCUCCGGGACAAGGAGCUGAACCACAUGGACGCCGUCGUCUUCAUCCGCAGCGCGAACGGCCAGCUUAUUAUCGGCUGGCGACGCGGCACAUUGUGCAGAUACCACGCGAGCGAGCAGAUACAGGACGUCAAAAAAGCGUCGACGGCCGCGAGAGUGGCUGGAGGGCCGUUCAGGGUCACCUACUACCCGCGGCAGGGCUGGGACUUCGUGCGGCCGAGAGAAGAGGUGGACGCCGCGAACGCACGGAACAUCGAUUGGCGGCCUGGGAUGAAGGUGCGCAUGGUCUGCCCCGUGGACGAUCACGAGCUAGAAUCGAGCAGGGCCCAAAGGCGGAACUCCUACGAAGGCAUCGUCGCCGCCGUGAAAAACAAAUACUCCACCUGGUGCAAACUUGAGAUAAAUUGGCAAAUUAGCUGGUGGUCACCGUCACCAGAAAGUAAAGUCCCUGCAUGGCGAGUUGAAUUGCAGAGAGACCCAUCUCCCACGAAUAAGCGUAAGAUGUCACAGAGUCACGACUUCGAUGCAGACCAUCCAUCCUCGAAGUCCAAUGUACCUUGCCAAAUGCCGGGAGCAACGACAGCUCAGUACAUGGCGGGUUCACCUAUUGCUGCCGGCGUGCAGGGAGGCAGGCAAGUUAGCAUUCCUGAUGCACUCUCUUCGUCAUGUACACCAACAUCAGAAACGCUCUUUGGCGAGGAGAUUGCCCCAACCUCAGGAGUUCCAACUCAGAACAUUGCUUCAUCAUCUAUAGCGAGAUCAAUUAGGCUCUUCAGCGUGAAGAUGGCCUCAGGAGUUGCGCCGGUUGAUGCGACUCCUAAAGACGAUAGCCCUGCGAAAAAUCCACCUGCUAAAGAUGAUGACCAGAACCCCGAUGAGUCAGCGUGAGAGGAUUUUGAGUUUUAGAUGACUGGCUGGAUGAUCCACCGCAAGAAUUUACAGAUC